CUUCCCCCGGGAGGCGCCCCUGCCGCCGCCGCCGCCACCGCCGCCGCGAGGGCUGACGUCACAAGGCACCCAGCCGCCAGCGCCCCGCGGUGCGCGCCCCGCGCGGGGACCCGCCGCCCUCUCGGCGCCGACAGCUAGGCGCGCCGCGCGCGUGCCCGUCCCCGCCUGCGAGCGCGGCUGAAGAUGGCGAGCCCCGCGCCUCCGGAGCACGCCGCCGAGGGAUGCCCGGCUCCGGCGGUCGAGGAGCAGGCGCUGCGGCGGCCGCCGCCGCCCCCGGCUCCCCCAGAGGAGCAGGGGGAGGAAGCGCAGGAGGAAGGGGCGGUGGCGGCUGGCGCGGGGCGGCAGGUGGAGGGGGCCGCCGGCGGGGUGGCCGCCGCCGUGACCUGGCUGCUGGGGGAGCCCGUGCUGUGGUUGGGCUGCCGCGCGGACGAGCUCCUGAGCUGGAAGAGGCCGCUGCGCAGCCUGCUCGGCUUCGUCGCGGCCAACCUACUAUUCUGGUUCCUUGCACUGACUCCAUGGAGAGUGUAUCACCUGAUUUCUGUCAUGAUACUUGGGCGUGUUAUUAUGCAAAUAAUAAAGGAUAUGGUUUUAUCUAGAGCUAGAGGUGCACAGUUGUGGAGAAGCCUCAGUGAAAGCUGGGAAGUUAUCAAUUCCAAACCAGAUGAAAGACCCAGGUUCAGCCACUGUAUUGCAGAAUCAUGGAUGAAUUUCAGCAUAUUUCUUCAAGAAAUGUCUCUUUUUAAACAGCAGAGCCCUGGCAAGUUUUGUCUCCUGGUCUGCAGUGUGUGCACAUUUUUUACAGUCUUGGGAAGUUACAUUCCUGGAGUUAUACUCAGCUAUCUACUGUUGCUGUGUGCAUUUUUGUGUCCCCUAUUAAAGUGUAAUGAUAUUGGACAAAAACUAUACAGCAAAAUCAAGUCAGUUCUGCUGAAGCUAGAUUUUGGAAUUGGAGAAUAUAUUAAUCAGAAGAAACGUAAGAGAUCUGAAGCAGAUAAAGAAAAAAGUCACAAAGAUGACAGUGAAUUAGACCUUUCAGCUCUUUGUCCUAAGAUUAGCCUCACGGUUGCGGCCAAAGAGCUGUCUGUGUCUGACACGGACGUGUCCGAGGUCUCCUGGACUGACAAUGGGACCUUCAACCUGUCAGAAGGAUACACUCCACAGACAGACACUUCUGAUGAUCUUGACCGACCGAGCGAAGAAGUUUUCUCUCGAGACCUUUCCGAUUUUCCAUCGGUAGAAAACGGCACGGGAACAAAUGAUGAAGAUGAAUUCAGCCUUGGCUUGCCCACUGAGCAAAGGAGAAAAAAAGAGCAGUUGGACAGCGGUCUCAGAGCGAGCGGAGAGAGGCAGUCGGCAGCUGGUCUCACCCUUCCUUUGAGCAGUGACCAAACCUUUCACUUGAUGCGCAACCUGGCUGGGGACGCCAUCGCGGCCGCAGUGACAGCAGCCAUCAAAGAGCAGUUGGAGGGCGCGCAGCAAGCACUUUCUCAGGCUGCCCCCAGCCCAGGCGACGACACAGACCCUGAGGAAGGUGAUGACUUUGAACUACUUGACCAGUCAGAGCUUGAUCAAAUUGAGAGUGAAUUGGGACUUUCACAAGACCAAGAAGCAGAAGCACAGCAAAAUAAGAAGCCUUCGGGCUUCCUUUCAAAUCUACUCGGAGGCCCUUAGUCUGGGAAUCAACUUGUUCAACACAGCACAGAUGAAACUACCAAAAAAAUUCAAACAAGCAAAAAAAAAAAAAGAAGAAAAAAGAAAAGGAAAAAGAUUUUUUGAACUGUGAGCUUUACUGAUUACUUCAGAUUUUUUUUCUUAUUUUCCCUUCUGCAGUGAAUUAAUUGGAUAUAUAUCAGCUGAUACUGAUUUCCUAUAGUUAUUUUUAUGUAAUAAGCAUGGAAAUGAACUUUAUAUACAUAUAUAUACAAACUGUGUUGUCAGAGAUGAAUAUUAGAGGUUGUUUUUAAAGCAAAAACACCAAAUUAUUGGGAUCCUCCUAUAAGUAUUCCUUAUUUUUUUUCUUUACAAUUAAUUUUUCAAGCAUGCAAAAACAGUUUAUUGUAACUCACUGAUAUAGUAACAAUUAGUUGUGAAUACAAGGAGUAUCAACUCCUUUGUUACUGAUACUUGGAAACAGUUAAAAAAUUUUGGUAGAUUCUGAUUUAAAAAAAACAAAAAUUAUCAAGUUAUCUUUAGUUGAAGGACUUGGGAAAUAUUAUCAAAAUUAAUUUCCUAGGAAAAAUUUUAAAAAUAUAUUUAACUACUCUGGAUACGCUGAUACAUUUCCAUGUUACUUCUGCAGUUAUAGACUUAGGCUUACCUGUAGUAAAUGGCAUGCUCCAUGGACUGCCAGCUCUGGUCUUGGCAAUGGGUGAUAUUAACCCAUAGAAAGCGAGUAAUUAUAUAUCACAUAGACAGUGGUUUUGAUGUAAACAGAGACUGGGCUGUGUUUUGUUGUUCAAUUGUCAUAUAUUCGUAAUAGAGAUGUUGUAAAGUGCAGGUCUAUUCUGCCUGCUCAGACCUAAGUUAAACCCUCAUCUUUCAUGUUAUGUCAUAGAAAACGUCUCUUAGAGUUGUGAAGCUAGUUCCUGGUAUGUUCUAGGAGUGAUGCUGUCAUCAGCAUUAGAGAAACAGUGACUGUUUUCGUAGUCUGUAUGGAGUCUGCAACAGGAGAGAAAUUUGCUUGGCUUUAAGGUGUAUUUAUUUGCUCCUGAAGUCUAAAUAUGUCAUCUGUUUCUACUGGGAAGCCAGAAUAUAUUUCUCCUUUAUUUUAAACUUUUUAGAUCACCUUCAAAUAACCAAAUUUGACUUAGGCUUUUAACAAAGGGUUUAGCAGAAAUUAAGCUAAUUUUGUUUUUGUAAUACAAACUUUUAAUAGUGUUGAGGGACCAUGUCAGCCAACUACCAACAAUCCCUUCAAUCUUCAGGUACAGCUGGCAUUUCUACAGAUGCGUACAGACAUCUGAGACCCUCAGAAAGGAAGGAUAAUCCAAGAAUAUAGGGAAUCUGUGGUCCCUUCCCUUCAUUUUAUUCCUUUCCUUAUAUUUCUAAAAGACUAUAGGUAAUUUGAUGUUUUAACGUAGCAUCUCUUAUUUAUUUUUUCUUUCUGAGGUAUUAAAAUAUCUAGAUUGGAUUUUGCCAAAUGUUAAAGGGAGAAAAGUUAUCGAGGACUUUGAACACUUGCUUUUUGUGAGUUGACUAUGCUUAAUAUGUCGUUAGUGCCUCAUGACUGUGUUUGAUGUCCUUUAUUGAUACAAAGUGAGCCUGUGCCUUCAUUUUCUUGCCCAUUUUGGUACAAAAACCUGGUGUUAGAUCUAUGAACUGUGUGGGUUAGGGAGGAAUAUACCUGAAUUCUAUUCAAUACAAGUUUCUGGACAUAAAGAAAAAUACAGUCACAUAUUUAUAAAAUAGUUGUCACCAGGAUUCUUUUUUUUUUUUUU
This is a messenger RNA of Odobenus rosmarus divergens (Pacific walrus), 3437 nucleotides long. It is a transcript of the gene RETREG1, whose product is annotated as family with sequence similarity 134, member B. The record is from RefSeq and is a predicted model, not a curated record. The coding region runs from base 184 to 1671 and encodes 495 amino acids. The transcript has 9 exons. Lineage: Eukaryota; Metazoa; Chordata; Mammalia; Carnivora; Odobenidae. Gene Ontology annotation, biological process: negative regulation of neuron apoptotic process; reticulophagy. Gene Ontology annotation, cellular component: endoplasmic reticulum membrane.